Molecule: messenger RNA, 2706 nt
Organism: Racocetra fulgida
Lineage: Eukaryota; Fungi; Glomeromycota; Glomeromycetes; Diversisporales; Gigasporaceae
Source: the annotation of a GenBank genome assembly
AUGAAACAAUACUCAGUAAUUGGAGAUAAAUUUCAACCUACUUGGAGUAAAGAAUGGUAUUAUAUUCAUGACUACGCUGGAUAUAACUCUUACAAACUUCGUGACCAGAAUGGAAAUGUUCUGAAGUAUUCUAUUAAUGGAAGACAACUCAAACAUUAUCAUGAUCCUCUUGGAGAAAUUUAUCAAGAAAUACUUGCACAUCAACCUUUUGGAAUGAUUACCUUUUCUACCUUUGGAUUACUCGCCUGCGAUAAUACAGGAAAUGAAACCAAUAUUACGCUCUUAGAUUUAUUAAUGCAACCUGGAUUUACCAAAGAUGUUGAACUCGAUACUUCUUUUCUAUUGGACACUCAAACAACUGUCGAACCUCUUGAAGUACCUCUUGAACCAUUGAAUGCCUUUAUUGUUACCUCAUCUGAAGAUGAAUUUAAAGUUAAACAAGAAGAUAUUGAAGAAGAAUCAGAAUUUGUAAGUUCUGAUAGUUCAACCACCUCUGAAGAAAAACCUGAAGCAUCUACAUCUAUCGUAGAAGAAGUUAAAUCAACCUUGGGAAAAGAUUGGCUGACUCAACUUAAAGAAGCAGUACUAUCAAUUUAUAAUAAUCCUUUGGACAAUAAUAAUCAAAUGAUGCAACAAUAUUAUAAACUUGGAUAUAUACUCUCAGUACAACCUCAAAAAUACUCAAGAGAAAUAUUAGAAAUUAAAAAAAAUAUUGAAGAUACUCUUGGAAAACGUAUACAUGAUAGAUCAUACAAUGUUACUCAUAAAGUAUACUUUAUUUACAACUCAGAAGAAGAAGCCUUUGACAAUAGAUUUGAGUUUACACCAACCAAGUUGCUACAACUAGUAAAUACUUUUCUCUUUGACCGUAUCAAUACUCAAGAAGAACAACUUGACUUAAUUGAACAAUUCUAUCAACGGUUCAUCCACCAAGACUUUACUUUUCAACCAAGAACACCAUCUGUUAGUAGUGAUAUUGACGGAUAUUAUUCUGAAACCAAAAACUCAGAAGAUUCACCAGCAUCCCCAGAACAACUUAUAUUAACCUCAGAACCAGAAGAAACUAGUAGUUCUUCAGAAGAAGAUAACCAACCAGAAUCAGAAGAAAAUAAUAGCAUACAUUCUGUAACAACUGAAAAUAAUUCAGAUUCAGAAGAAGAACCUGAUCAGAACAUCAUGAUACAAAAUCAACCCCAAGAUUUAGAUGGACUUAUUGCUGCUCUUGGAGCAUUAACUAAUAGUAUGGCUGCACAGAAUAACCGGCCUAUGGAGAAGAUUAUAAUUCCAAUUAGAAAAUACCGAGGAAAUGAUCAAGAUCCAACAGAAUGGCUGAAAGACUUUAAUAUUGCCACCCAAGCUAAUGGUAUUACUGAUGCCAGAAAAGUACAGUUAGUCAGAGGAUAUCUAGAAGGUGCUGCUGCUUUAUGGUAUGAUGAAAGAGGAAGAAAUAAUGCCACCCGACUGACAGCCUGGAGUGAUAAUCAGGAUCAACCACAUAGUUUCAGUCAUCAAUUUACAGCUCACUUCAGAACUCGAGAAAGAAUUGACCAAUGGCAAGAUGAAAUUGAAACCUUACAACAAACUGGUACUGUGGAAGAAUACACAGACAAAUUCAUUAAUCUACUUCGAUAUCAUCAAUCCCAGACUCAGGAUAACUCAACACUAAAUGCUAUAUUGGUAGCACUUCAAGGUCUCAACCAGCGAAUAGAAAGUAUUGAAACCAAUAAAGGAUCCAAUUACAACAGAAAUAAUUCAGGUUAUAGGUCUAAUAAUCAAAAUCCUAAACCAGUCUCAACCUGUUAUAAUUGUGGUGAGCCAGGUCAUAUCCAUCCUAAUUGUCCUAAGUUACAAUCAUACCGGAAUAAUCAGAACAACUUUGGAAAUAAUCGCCAGAGAAUGAAUGGAAAUAAUCAGCAACAAAAUAAUGUACCACCAAAUCAGGCAAAUGUUGGCAAUAACCAAGAUGUAAAUAAUAAUCAGAAUGCAUUAUUGGCUCAAAUACAAGCUCUUACUGAUAGUAUUCAAACAUUAACUGCCAAACCUGAUAAUGUAAAUUCGUUACUUGGUACACAUGAAUACUUGGCUGCUGAAAGGAAAUCCAGAAAUUCCAGAACUACUCCUUAUGGAACCAGACCUGUAGGUCGACCCCGUAAAGAAAUAGAUAUGAAUAAUGCUGGACCAUCCAAAACUGUAGAAGAAGAACUUGCUAAAAAGAUUAUUCGCAAAAAGAAAAGUAAAAUUGCUUUACCUGUACUCGCUACCAUGGCUGAACCAUAUGAUAUUCUAGAAGAUUUGGCUCAACAAAAAGCAAAUAUAACUGUCGCUCAGCUUAUUCAGACCUCACCAUCACAAAGAACUCAAUUAUCAAAAGGAAUGCGCCAUACUACAACCCUCAAGCCAAAAAGAAAAAGAAGAGUAUUACUUGGACAAAAACUUAAAACCACAUCUGUCUGGUGUGAAGCAAAAGUUGGAAAGAAUAUCAUUGAUUUAAUCAUUAAUACUGGUGCCUCUGGAUGUGUUGCUACACAUAGCUUUAUUAAAGAUCUAGGAUUAAAAAUUCAACGCAGUUCAAAUAUUUCAAUGUCUGAUAUAAAUGGUGUAUCUAAACAACCUCUUGGAGCUAUCGACAACCUACUCUUGAAUAUUGAUGGAAUCGUAAUUCCUACUGAAGUAGAUAUUACUGAAGCAAAAACAUACUCAGUAAUU